This is a messenger RNA of Cheilinus undulatus (humphead wrasse), 1680 nucleotides long. Its product is annotated as solute carrier family 22 member 7-like. Gene Ontology annotation, cellular component: membrane. The transcript is spliced from 11 exons. The coding region runs from base 10 to 1680 and encodes 556 amino acids. Gene Ontology annotation, molecular function: transmembrane transporter activity. Lineage: Eukaryota; Metazoa; Chordata; Actinopteri; Labriformes; Labridae. Gene Ontology annotation, biological process: transmembrane transport. The record is from RefSeq and is a predicted model, not a curated record.
AUUUUUAGGAUGAAGUUUGACAGCAUCCUGCAGGAAAUCAACGGUUUUGGGCCUUUCCAAAUCUUCAUCCUCAUUCUGCUGUACACCCCUCUAAUAGUCCUGCCUUGUAACUUCUUGUUGAUCAUCUUCAUCGCAGCAGAGCCUCCUCAUCACUGCGACAUCAGCACCCUGGAUUAUGGAGAACUCUGGGAGAAUUUAACUCAGGAUCAGAAACUGAUCAUCAGUAUUCCCAGACAAGAAGAUGGGAGCUUCAAAUCCUGUGAGAUGUUUGCAGAGCCUCAGUUUCAGCUCUUAUCUAACUCCUCUGAUAGCGCUAACAUACCAACAAUUCAGUGUAUGAGUGGAUGGGUGUAUGACAACUCCACCUUCACCUCCACCCUGGCAACAGAGUUAAACCUCGUCUGUGAUAGAAAAAGCCUGACAAAAACCAUCGGCACGAUCUUCUUUUUUGGUGUGAUGUUAGGUGCCGUAUCUUUUGGAUACCUUUGUGAUAAGUAUGGGAGGAAAAACUCUCUUUUAGUCUCGUACACCAUGGCGUUUGUAUUCGGCUUCUCCAGUGCCUUUGCAAACUCCUACAUCCUGUUUGCUGUGCUGAGAUUCCUCACUGGGGUUGGACUUUCAGGAAUCAGCAUCACUGCAGCAGUUCUCAACAUUGAAUGGGUGGACACUGUUCAUCGAUCGUUGAUAGGUGUGAUGAGUACUCUGUCCUGGUCUGUGGGAAACAUGCUACUGGCUGGGUUUGCCUUCCUGGUCACCGACUGGAGAUCUCUUAUCCUGACUGUGACAGCCCCACUAGGGUUUGCAGUACUGACCUGGUGGUGGCUUCCUGAGUCAGCGCGUUGGCUUUUAGCCAAUGGUAAAGUGGAGAGAGCCCAGUUUUAUCUUGAUAAAUGUGCGUCAUUCAACAAAAGACCCAAACUCUCAAGCAAAAUGAAACUAGAGGCACUAUCCAGUGUAGAAAUCCAGGAGAAGCAGGACAAAAACUACACUUACCUUGACCUCUUCAAGACCCCAAAGUUGAGAUUGCUGUCUCUAAAGUCUGCAGUUGUUUGGUUUGGCGUGGCCUUGACCUACUAUGGAAUCAGCCUCAACAUCAGUGGAUUUGGUUUAAACAUGUACCUCACACAUUUCAUCUUUGCUGCCAUUGAAGUCCCUGCUAAGCUGAUGGUCUUUUUCUUUAUCAACACCAUUGGGCGAAGGAAAUGUCAGGCUGGAACUCUGUUACUGACAGGAACCUGCGUCGUCAUUAACAUCUUUCUUCCAGAAAGUUUGUGGAAUCUGCGUUCAGCUGUUGCCAUUAUUGGAAAAGGUCUAUCAGAGGCUUCAUUCACAACUGUCAUCUUCUACACAACAGAGCUUUUCCCCACAGUUAUCAGACAAAACGGUAUGGGUUAUGUAAGCUUCAUCAGUCGUCUGGGAAUUUCAGUGGCUCCUCUCAUCCUGCUGCUGGAGGACAUGUGGAUUCUUCUUCCUCAGGUCAUCAUCGGCUGCAUGGCCAUCACUUCCGGCCUGGUGGCUCUGAUGCUUCCAGAAACAAGGAACAUGAGGCUGCCAGAGAUGAUCGAUGACAUUGAAAAGCCAAGGAAUAAAGACAUCUCUUCUCACACUGCGGGGUCCUCAGCUGUUGGCCUGGAGUCAAUGAAAUCAACAACAGAGACCGAGGAGGAGAGAGAUACGUAA